This is a messenger RNA of Dentiscutata heterogama, 701 nucleotides long. The record is from the annotation of a GenBank genome assembly. Lineage: Eukaryota; Fungi; Glomeromycota; Glomeromycetes; Diversisporales; Gigasporaceae.
AAAUGUGGAUAGAAUGUUAUCGCCAUAAACUAGUUCAUGGGACAAAUACAAAUAAUUAUAUAGAGGCAUAUCAUAAAAAAAUUAAAUAUGUCUACCUUAUGACUCGGCUUAAUAGUAGAAUAGAUUUUCUUAUUAAUGAGUUAGUAACUAAAAUAUUACCUGACUAUCGUCAACAAACAAUUCAGCGUGAGUUAGGUGUUGGGAGAAUGAAUUUGCACUAUAAAGUUUGGAGGCAAUUUGAAUUAAAUUCUGUUAGCAUUGAUAAUAGUUCAAUUUUUCGCUUAGAUGAGUCUACAUAUAUUGUCAAAUCAACUCAGGGUAAGAAUGAUUAUACGAUUGAGCAAACGGGAGAUAAUGUAUUAACCCUUACCUGUAAUUGUGAAGCAUAUUUAGGAAACCCAGUACCUUGCAAACAUAUAUUCGUUGUUACACAUAAAUAUAGUAUUAAAAUCCCUGAACAAACCACUUACUUACCCCUACUUAAUGACGAUGAACAAUUUACUAUCGACAACUCAAUUAUUAGAAUUCAAGAAAAUAACUUUAAAAAAAGAAUUGAAGAAAUGAAUCAUCGUAUUAACCAACAGCUAGAAAGAUUAGACAAUCUUCUUCAAAAAAUGGAUCUAAACAGUAUACCUUUAGAAAAAAGAGAAGAUAUUGUUAAUAAGCUGAAAGAAGUAUAUUAUAUUCUUUCUCAAUAUUAA